AUGGGGAAUUACGUUUCUUGUACUCUUUCCACCCAAAUCGGCGGCAAACCCUCCAAUUCUUCCACCACGACGGUGGUUUUUCCCAGCGGCGAAGUUCGGCGGUUUCAGGAACCGGUCAAGGCUGCGGAGCUGAUGUUUGAGAUGCCCAAUUUCUUCGUCGUCAAUUCUCAAUCGGUUCAUGUGGGUCGGCGAUUCUCGGCGCUGAUGGCGGAUGAGGAUCUCGAGAUGGGUAAUUCAUACGUUCUGUUUCCGAUGAAGAAGGUGAAUUCGGUGGUUUCGGUGGCGGAUAUGGGAGCCUUGUUUCUCGCCGCCGAGCGGGUAUCCGGCGGGAAGAAACGGCGGAUUGUCGGCGGUGGGAAAACAGAGGAAUCCGAAGCGAAGUUGAAAUUGGAUAAUGAAGAAGGGGAGGAAUUCUCGCCGGAGCCGGUUAUGAGUCAUCGAAGGUCGAUGUGCAGGUCGAGGAAGCCAUUGUUGGAGACCAUAGUGGAAGAGCCGAUGUGUUCGAGGUGA
Molecule: messenger RNA, 510 nt
Organism: Cucurbita pepo subsp. pepo (vegetable marrow)
Lineage: Eukaryota; Viridiplantae; Streptophyta; Magnoliopsida; Cucurbitales; Cucurbitaceae
Source: RefSeq, a predicted model, not a curated record